Messenger RNA from Pseudoliparis swirei, 2496 nucleotides. It is a transcript of the gene kcnj19a, whose product is annotated as potassium inwardly rectifying channel subfamily J member 19a. The transcript has 3 exons. The coding region runs from base 329 to 1870 and encodes 513 amino acids. Gene Ontology annotation, biological process: potassium ion import across plasma membrane; regulation of monoatomic ion transmembrane transport. Gene Ontology annotation, molecular function: G-protein activated inward rectifier potassium channel activity. Gene Ontology annotation, cellular component: plasma membrane. NCBI's taxonomy places the organism in Eukaryota, Metazoa, Chordata, Actinopteri, Perciformes, Liparidae. The record is from RefSeq and is a predicted model, not a curated record.
UGUAUUUCACUCCGCUGGUGAGCACCACGCCGGUCAGAGUGAGUGGAGGCUGAGCUGAGCGCACAGCUAAAGUCAGCAUUCUUCUGAUGCCAUGUCAAAUAACGCGAAGAAUAGUAGAUUUUUUGGAAAGUAAGAAACGGGUAAUAUCAGAGCUUUAAAAGCAGUAACAAAGAAGUGAUUUUUUAGUUCUUUUAUUCCUAUAAUUUACGCGCGCUAAAGUGGCCAUGGCACAUUUUACGCACUGCAGAAACGGUGUUCUGGAGGCUCAAAUAUCCCACACCAUGGAUUAAACAGCAAGUACUUUUCCGUUUACUUCAGGAGAGUUCAAAUGGCGGCACUUCGUAGAAAAUUUGGCGAAGACUACCAGGUGGUUAACACAAACCGGGCUUCCACUUUUUCUGCUCCGGUGAAGAAGAAACGCCAGCGCUUCGUGGACAAGAACGGCCGCUGCAAUGUGCAGCACGGAAACCUCGGCGGAGAGACCAGCAGGUACCUCUCUGACCUCUUCACCACUUUGGUUGACCUAAAGUGGCGAUGGAACAUGCUCAUCUUCAUUCUGACAUACACGAUCGCUUGGCUGGUCAUGGCGUCUAUGUGGUGGAUCAUCGCUUACAUCAGAGGAGACCUGAAUCACGGACACGACGCGUCCUACACCCCCUGCGUGGCCAAUGUUUACAACUUCCCCUCAGCGUUUCUGUUUUUCAUCGAGACUGAGGCCACGAUCGGUUACGGCUAUCGCUACAUUACAGAGAAGUGCCCGGAGGGUAUCAUCCUCUUCUUGUUCCAGUCGCUGAUGGGCUCCAUCGUGGACGCGUUCCUCAUCGGCUGCAUGUUCAUAAAAAUGUCCCAACCUAAGAAACGCGCAGAGACGCUCAUGUUCAGUCAGGACGCCGUGAUUUCUCAGCGAGACGGCAAACUGUGCCUCAUGUUCCGCGUGGGCAACCUGCGGAACAGCCACAUGGUGUCCGCUCAGAUCAGGUGCAAACUCAUAAAGUCUCGUCAGACACCUGAGGGCGAGUUCCUGCCUCUGGACCAGUGUGAACUGGAUGUCGGCUUUGGGACGGGUGCAGACCAGCUCUUCUUGGUGUCCCCUCUCACCAUUUGCCAUGAAAUCAAUCCCAAGAGCCCCUUUUUCAAAUUAUCUCAGCGCUCUCUUAUGAAUGAAGAGUUUGAAGUUGUUGUAAUCCUGGAAGGCAUCGUGGAAACCACUGGUAUGACCUGCCAGGCCCGGACGUCAUAUACCGAGGAUGAGGUUUUAUGGGGCCAUCGCUUCUUGCCGGUGAUGUCCCUGGAGGAGGGCUUUUUCAGGGUAGACUACUCCCAGUUCCACAGCACGUUCGAGGUACCGACGCCAGCGUACAGCGUCAAGGAGUAUGAGGACAUGAACGGCCUGCCCUCGCCUCCAUACACUCCCGCACUGACCGAGAGCCACGGCGCCCGGCGCGGCCGGGUGUUUUCGGGGGACUGCAUCAACAUAUCGGAGGACAGGAGGGGGGUGACUGGGGGUCGACUGCCGAGCAAGCUGCAGAGGAUGAGUUCAUCCGGGAAGGAGGACCUGCAGAGGAAGGUGCUCCUGCUCAGCUCCCAGCACUCGGAGAAGAUCUGCAGCACAGGAGACCUGCCCCUGAAGCUGCAGCGCCUCAGCGACACGCAGGGAGCCGAGGCGGAGAGUCGACUGCACCUCAAGUCGCUCAAGGUGGUCUUCGAGCCCAUGACCCAUUCCACUGGAGACUUGUACCAGCAGAGCCUCGUGCCCACACCCACACUGGCGUCUGCCCCGGUGCACAUGCACAGCCCGCUGCGCUCAGCUGGAGGGAGGCCGGGGGACAACCUGCCGGCAAAGCUGCGGAGGAUGAACGCCGACCGCUGAGACCCAGACAGUCCCGCAGCAGCAGCCUCCCGCUGGCUUCUGAUAACAGACCGACCGGAGGACUCGCGCACGGAAGCCGAAUCAGAGGUGUCCUUUCGGCGUGGAUAGGAUGACAUCAGAUGCUUUUAUCUGACGAUUAAUUUAUUCGUAUUUUUUCCUUAUUUUUCUUGAGAUUUACUGGAAUUACUGUGAUGUUGGUGUUUCAUAGCAGAGGCAUUCACGCAGGUGUUGUGACACGAAACACAAGAGAAAAAAACACAAACUUCAUGCUUAAUUUGAACUGGACAGAUUCUCACUCCCACCUCGUCAAACAGCGCCGCUUGGUCAGCUCACCUUGGCAUCCAAGAUGGACGCACCUGACCGUCUACUAUUGCCACAGGAGGGUUUACAUUGGAGGAGUUGAACGCCCAGUGCGUCGCAUACAGCCAUUAAAGGGGGCGUGGCCAAUGCCAAGGGGAACUGGCUAAGCAGAGGCAUUUGACACGUUGGGAGUGAGAAUGGUUAAGCGAACUUUAUCAUUCUGCAAGAGUUGUACACUAAAUCCAUGUAUGCACCACUACACUUACUAGAAAUUUGAGCUCUAAAUAUAAAUGAUAUAAGGAUGAUAAUAAAUGCUGUUGAUCUUU